AUGACGUGUCUCGCGAUGGAUCGCGAGAUAGGAGAAAGUCACCCGUCCACCUGUACUGCUGGAACUGCGGAACCAAAGGACACGAUGGGAAAACCUGCUGGGAAAAGAGCAGAAAAACCCGUUGAAGCCCCAGCCGCUCGGAUCAAAAUCAAAGUUGCGGAAUUGAAGGAAGAAAUUGGAGAAUUCUUAAUCGAUGGAGGUUCAGCAGUGAACCUCGUAGAUUACGAUGCGCUGAGGAAACCUGUGGAAUUCACGACGCGGGAACGCUUGACCAUCACCGGCUUGGCACCGGCGACGGUUCACACAAUAGGCACCGUGAAAAUCCAUAUCAACUCGGCGCCGGCACUUUUCCACGUGUUAAAAAACUUUCCUUUACCAAUCAGCGGUAUAAUUGGAAGCCCUUUCCUUUUACAAGAGGAAGCGGAGAUCUCGUAUCACCAUAAAACAUUGGUGACACAGAAAGAAUGCUUAGCCAUGGUUUACGCUGUGCAGUAUUUCCGACCAUACGUUUACGGAAGGAAGUUUACAUUAGUCACGGAUCAUAGACCAUUGGUUUGGCUUCAUUCAGUAAAGGAUCCAACUUCGAGAUUAGUUAAAUGGAAACUAAAAUUAUUGGAAUACGACUAUAAAGUAAUUCACAAAGCCGGAAAAACCAAUAAGAAUGCAGACGCACUCUCACGCAACCCGACACAAAUCUGCCUACCCCUGAUACCAAGAGAAGAUAAGGACUACAGGCCAAACGCACCACUUAAAUCAGCCGAUGGUACAACAAUAGGACAACGAGUAAAAUCGUUAAGGAGAAAUCGCGCAGACCCCAUGUACGCUGAAUGCAGCAGCUCAGACGAAGCACCUCUCCGCGACACAAUCAUCACUAAGAAGAAACCACCGAGGAGCAUCAGAGAACGCAACACACGUGAUUCCCCGCAGAAUAAAUCAUUGCUACCUUCUCUCAACCGCGAAAAAGACCUUCCAGACGAACAACCGGAAGAGGAAUUAAUUCCAAUAGCUCGAUCAACGCCGAUCAACUCGCCAAACCUGAAUAAAUCGAUUCUAUCGUACACCAUGAACGACGGACCACCCAUCGCAGGAGAUCUGAUCUCAUUCGAAGAAGACAAUGCCAAUUCCACAUUGAAGCCAACAGAAAUUACAGUAUUGGAAACACCUGCACCCGCUAUCAGCCUACCUGCACCGCUCAGACCGUCGUUAAGUGACCAGGCGCCACUGACACCUCAGGUAGCGCCGUCGCCGACACCACCUGAGGAAAAUAGCCAACCCUUUCGACCGCACGACUCCAUCGCUAUCUUCGAGGAAUCAUCGGAUGAAACGGACCACCCCAAGGACAACGACUCGUUAUUUAUCACACCGCCAGAAAAGGACCGCUACCGACCACAAACCAACGAAUCCUUGGAACGAAGUAACAUCGUCCUUACGGAGUACCUAAAACAUUACCUGAAUACUUACGAGGAUUGGGAUUUGCUGAUCCCGUUCGCAGUGUUCUCCUAUAACACAUCCAUACACGAAGCAACAAAACAUACACCAUACGAAUUAAUAUUUGGAAGACCAGCCCGGAUACCAUCAUCAUUCCCCAACGACAAAAACUUGCAAACCUAUGACUCCUACGUCAGAGAAUUAACCUCAAGAUUAACAGAAAUCAGAAAGAUAGCAGCAGUAAAUCUGAAUCAAGCGAAGGAACGCUCCAAACGAUAUUACGAUCGACGCUUAAGGCCCAAGGAAUUCAAAAUAGGACAGUACGUUUACGUACAGAAGGAACCUCGGAUACACAAAUUCGAUCCACACUACAUCGGACCAUACAGAAUAAUAGACAAGACAAACAACCAUAACGUCGUUCUGCAAACGGACACACAUAAAAUAAUAACUAAACACGAGGACAAGCUGAAACAGGCAUAUUUAUCAAAAGACUCUUCGGAUACGGAUUAA
Molecule: messenger RNA, 1938 nt
Organism: Ceratina calcarata
Lineage: Eukaryota; Metazoa; Arthropoda; Insecta; Hymenoptera; Apidae
Exons: 4
Coding region: 1-1938 (645 amino acids)
Biological process (GO): DNA integration
Molecular function (GO): nucleic acid binding
Source: RefSeq, a predicted model, not a curated record